This is a messenger RNA of Anopheles moucheti, 2088 nucleotides long. Its product is annotated as coiled-coil domain-containing protein 22 homolog. Gene Ontology annotation, molecular function: cullin family protein binding. The coding region runs from base 378 to 2018 and encodes 546 amino acids. The record is from RefSeq and is a predicted model, not a curated record. The transcript is spliced from 5 exons. Gene Ontology annotation, biological process: positive regulation of ubiquitin-dependent protein catabolic process. NCBI's taxonomy places the organism in Eukaryota, Metazoa, Arthropoda, Insecta, Diptera, Culicidae.
UUUACAAACGGGCUUUUGUAGGACUUCGCGACUGAGAAAUUAAUUUAUGGGGGCGAAUGAUACGGCAAAUCUGGUGCUUUGCGUGCGGUAACUCCGAAAAAGUGGUCCACGUAUCGUGCCGUUUUCGUUCAGUUAGAUCCGUUUUCGUGAAAGAUGUGUUCCUAGUGAAAUGAGACCGCACUGGAUGGUCAAGCGAACUUUAUCACUGCCGUCGUCGUCAUCGCUGAACAAUCAUCCGAAUUGGUGCUGAUUGCCCGGGAGAACAGUGUGGGGAGGAAUUGGUACAUUUUGAUAAGAAGAAUUAAGGGUCCAUUCUCAACAUUUGUUGUGCAUUGCACCGGAAAUAACGAUCGAUUUUAGGUGUUUCCCGGACCACUAUGGAUGACAUCGACAAUAUUAUUCUGCACUCAUUGCGUCAGAUCGAUUGUGAUCUGGACGAAGAUAUACAGGGAUUGGAACAGUUUACGCCUUCUAUAUUAGUUCGAACCGUUUCCAAAUGUUUGCUGCUAAUCGAUCCUUCCCUGGAUCUGCCGCAUACACUUCCGCCCGGAAUGGCACAAAGGUUCACCGUUACUGCACGGCUAGCGGAAGCUUGCUCGACCGUGGGAUAUCGGCGAGAUAUUGGCUACCAAACGUUCCUGUACCCGAAUGUGGCCGAAGUGCGACGUGUGUUCAUGUUUCUUAUCGAACAACUGCCCAAAGACACAACCGAUGCGUCGGAUCCGGAGGCACCAUUCGAUCGGGUGACGGAUUUGGAAAAUCGUAUCUUGGAAAGCAUGCGCCAGCAGUUGCGGGGUUCUUGGCGUACCGAUCCGUCCCCGUUAGAUCUCCGAAAUUCGUCCCUGGGUUGGCCAAACCGUAGCCGUACUAACAUUCCCUUCGUAACGCAAAGCGACGUUACGGCCGAAAUUAAGGAAUACUGGUUACGUCGUAGUGGAUUUUGGGAGGAGGACAAAGAUGAAGUAGAUCGACAGCUGCCGGAAGCUGCUAUAAGUGCUGAGGAGUCUAUUUUAAAGCUACAAGCCUACUACGCGGAACAUAAAUCGAAAUCUCCACUGACGGAAGAGUUGGAACAACAAGAAUUGCCCAGCAGUUUCGAUCAGCUUGAUACACUCCAGCAAGAAAUUGCUAAAAUUAAUACGGCCAUUGAAGAGACUAAGCGCGAACAGCGAGAUCUCCAGUCGAAACGCGAGGUUGCCGGUCAGAGCGGGAAAGCCUUGGAAACGGUAACAGAAAAAUUGAAGGAGGAAAAAAAGAUCAAAGAACGAACGCACAUUCUGUUGGAGAAUCCGGAGGUAAAUGUGGCCAAAUUGGAGUCAAUUAUUGCCGCCGCCGGUGAGAAGAUGAAAAAGUUGCAAAGCCAAUGGGAAUCACAUCGUGCACCGUUGAUGGCCACGCUGCAGGAACAUCAAGCCAAAAAUUCGGACCAUGUCAGUAAAUCUCAAAAAGUGGUCGAUCAGAUUGAAUCCGCUCGGCACAAAUCGGAGGAAGUCAUCGUGGAUCUGCAAACGAAGAGCGCUCUUCAUGCGCGAUUAGUGCAGGAGUAUGAGAGGAUGGGUAAAACCGUCAGUCGCACGGCAUACACGAGCCGUAUUCUGGAGAUUGUCGGUAAUAUUCGCAAGCAGAAGACGGACAUUGACAAAAUUCUACACGAUACGCGCAGUCUGCAGAAGGAAAUCAAUUCGAUCACUGGACAACUCGAUCGUCAGUUUACCGUAACGGAUGAUCUGAUCUUUCGGAAUGCAAAGCGGGAUGAGUACUGCAAGCGUGCCUACAUUUUGCUCGUUGCUCUGCAUAACGAGUGUAGCGAACUGAUCGCACUGGUACAAGACACCGGCACCGUCAAGCGGGAAGUACGUGAGCUGGAAGAUCAAAUCGAGCACGAAAAGGAUCGAAACGUUGCAACGAAUUUGUCUCAGAUCGAGCAAGAUUUGGAGGAAAUGCAACAGGAAAGUCGACGGCUGGAGGAAGCCAUAUGCCAGAUGGAAAUGUCCACGGCAUCGAACGGGAUGAAGUAAGGUUCUAAUGCACCGUGCGUCGUUUCGACUAAAGACGGUUGUACGAAGCUAGGGAAAAUAAAAUGUGAUA